This is a messenger RNA of Stegastes partitus (bicolor damselfish), 3075 nucleotides long. RefSeq names its product mitogen-activated protein kinase 8a (gene mapk8a). Bases 140 to 1507 code for a protein of 455 amino acids. The transcript is spliced from 12 exons. The record is from RefSeq and is a predicted model, not a curated record. Gene Ontology annotation, biological process: protein phosphorylation. Gene Ontology annotation, molecular function: MAP kinase activity; ATP binding. Lineage: Eukaryota; Metazoa; Chordata; Actinopteri; Pomacentridae.
AAUUUGGUGAGGUCAUGUAUUUUUAAGCCCGCACAACGGAAUAAAUCAUUCUUCGGCGGCGGAAUAAACAAAUAGUCCGCCGCUCCGGGACGUUUCACCGCCGAUCGGACCGCCGGGAGAUCGAUAGUUUGAUGUUUUGAUGACGGAGAGGACAUUUUUGGAUGCACAGAAAGCAGUAAUUGAAGAUUUCACCAUGAACAAAAACAAGAGAGAAAGAGAGUUCUACAGCCUAGAUGUUGGGGAUUCGACGUUCACAGUACUGAAGCGAUACCAGAAUCUAAGACCUAUCGGCUCAGGAGCACAGGGAAUCGUCUGCUCUGCUUACGACCAAAUCCUUGAGCGAAAUGUUGCCAUCAAGAAGCUGAGUCGGCCGUUUCAAAAUCAAACCCAUGCCAAGAGGGCGUACAGAGAGCUAGUCCUAAUGAAAUGUGUCAAUCACAAAAAUAUCAUUGGCCUAUUAAAUGUAUUUACACCGCAAAAAUCAUUAGAAGAGUUCCAAGAUGUAUACUUGGUGAUGGAGCUGAUGGAUGCCAACCUGUGCCAAGUCAUUCAGAUGGAGCUGGACCAUGAGAGGCUGUCCUAUCUGCUCUAUCAGAUGUUGUGUGGUAUCAAACACCUCCAUGCCGCCGGCAUCAUUCACAGGGACCUCAAGCCUAGCAAUAUAGUAGUCAAGUCUGAUUGCACGCUGAAGAUUUUGGACUUCGGCUUGGCUCGGACGGCCGCCACAGGCCUCCUGAUGACACCGUAUGUGGUUACGCGCUACUACAGGGCGCCAGAGGUUAUCCUGGGCAUGGGCUACCAAGCCAAUGUGGAUGUAUGGUCAGUGGGCUGCAUUGUGGCCGAGAUGAUCAGGGGAAGUGUGUUGUUCCCUGGCACUGAUCACAUCGACCAGUGGAACAAGGUAAUUGAGCAACUAGGCACUCCAUCUCAGGAUUUUCUAAUGAAGCUAAACCAGUCAGUCAGAACGUACGUAGAAAACAGGCCACGCUAUGCUGGAUACAGUUUUGAGAAACUCUUCCCAGAUGUGCUCUUUCCUGCCGACUCUGAUCACAACAAACUGAAAGCGAGCCAAGCUCGAGAUCUCUUAUCCAAGAUGUUAGUGAUUGAUGCUUCCAAGCGCAUCUCAGUAGAUGAGGCCCUGCAGCACCCCUAUAUUAAUGUUUGGUACGAUCCAGCUGAAGUGGAAGCGCCUCCUCCGAAGAUCCCAGACAGACAGCUGGAUGAAAGGGAGCACACCGUGGAGGAGUGGAAAGAGCUUAUUUAUAAGGAAGUGAGCGAAUGGGAGGAAUGGACGAAGAAUGGAGUGAUAAGAGGGCAGCCACCUCCCUUAGGUGCAGCAGUGAUCGACAGCCCUCCUCAGCCCACGUCCUCCUCCUCCUCGGCCAACGACGUCUCAUCCAUGUCCACAGAGCCCACUGACCCCAGCAGUGACCCCACCAUGACCUCUGAAACUGACAGCAGCUUGGACAGUCAUACCUCUCUGGGUGCACUGGCCUGCUGCAGAUAACGUACACAUACAGUACUCACUAACACACACACACAUGUACACAACAAAACAAACCUUUCCUCGUCAGUGUGCCUGAUGGGAGAUGGGUGUAGGCCAAUGGAACUCAUCAUGUUAGUUUGUAGAGCUGCGCUUUCAAUGUACAGUUUUUUUGUUAUUUCCCCCUCCACCUAUACUGCUGUAAAUGAUUGUGGUUUGAAAUUGUAUCAUUAUUACUGUAUUUUUGCUGCAAAGAAUCAGAGUAUGUUUUGAUGUGAAACUGUGAUUGUAUGUCAUGAAAGAAAGGGAUUCGAGUGUACUUUACACAUUGCUGUUUUGUAGCUACAUCGACAAAGUCAAAUACCAUACUGUUAGCACUGCAAUAUCAUUUUGAGUAUAUUUUUGAAUUGUUCAUUUGGCAUUUUUUUUGUAUAGUUUUUGGGACAUUUGAAUGAAUCUACACCAAUUCUGUCUAACAGUAGACGAUAGCACACUUCAUUUUCAAGCCUAAUGCAAAUGGAUGAUUUUAUUUUGAUGUUGUUCCUCAUCUUUCUUGUAGAAAGUGUCCCUUGGAGUAUCCAAGUUAACGUAUUUCUUUGUCUAUUAUGUCAACUCUGAUUGUGCGCAUCUUGACAAGCGUCCCUGACUCGAUUUCUUUUUUUACUAUAGCAUACUGUAAACUGACUGUAUUUUAACUUAUUUAGUUAGACGUAAUUUGUAGGUGACGGUCUGUUGGAUGAGCAAGAACAGGGUGAAUGUAAGUGAAUAGAAAUGUGGAAUAGAAAGGAGCCAAUGAUUCCUGUUAGUGCUGUAACAAGUGAAUAUAGGCCACCCCACUGGCUAGAAUGAGUGCUGUUUUUGGGGACAGUCACCAGAGACUUAAGUCUAUAUUGGUCACUUUAUCCUUUUUGGCAGGUUGUUUCAGACAUUAUUCACAGCUGUCUGAUAUUUAAGAUAUUUAAUUUAAGUGCCCUUACUCAGUUCAGUGGUUUUUCAGUCCUCUCUGUGGCAGAUGCUCCUCUCUGCUGUGUCUUUCUGAGUUCUACCUCACACAUGCACACACUCAGUCACACGUUUUUGAAGAUACAGUAUGUUUAUCAUGGCACACACCAUUUGAAAGAAAUGCGAACAAAAGGUCUAGUUUUUUUUCUGUACUGUUAUUUAUUUAUUUAUUUCAAGCUAGGAGACAUCUAAUGUAUGUAAUGUACAUUUCAUUCAGAAGUACUAUUUAUAUGCAUUUUGUUUCAUUUUUUGUUUUCUGUGCAGUAUAACUCAUAGAUUAGUAUAGUCAGUGGUCGAUCUGUACAUUUUACUGUAGAUGUAUGUAUGUUUUCUGAGAGUCAGGAAACAGGCAUUUGCUACCUGCCAUGGUAACCUUUGGAUGUAUUUGAUGGCUCAAAUUCCCAAACUGUCCCGUUGCCCUUUUCAUGGUUGGGCACUCCAGGCAGUAACCCCUAGCAUCAACUCCCAGAAUGCACUUUGGGGAUUGUGACGCAUGUCCUGACCCUCUCUUGGCCACAUCUCAACGGACUGUUGUGGCUUUCUUUUUUUUUUUUUUUUUUUUUUGUAGUUUUCCCCUCCUCCACCUCCUC